ACCUUUUCAUCUGCUUAUCUUCUUUUACAUGAUCGCACAAUCGGUUUGCUGCAACAAAUUAUGUCACAAUAAGACAGUUUUAAAUCCCUACAGCCUGGUCUAUAUAUUAUACCUAUUAUUAUGCACGGCUACGGAGUACGCGGCAUUAUGGGAUUGCGCAUGUGCGCUGGAGUUUGUCAAUAAUAUUGACUCAAUAUGGCGAAUGUCAGGAAAGAGUCGUAGCGUUUGUGACGUUGUAAAGCACAAUACUAGUGCUCGUAGUUUAUUUGUGGAGUCUAAGAUCAGACUUGCUGAUAGAGUACAGGUGAACAUUAACAAUAUUGCAUCUUUGACAAGACAAAUUCAGAGAGGUUCAAAGAGUAAUGAAAUUCUGAUGCAGGCAGCUAGAACUUUUGCCCAGCAAGAACAAGGUUUAGAAAGCACAGAAGCCAAUUUGAAAAAGCUGUCGUUGAUCACUACUCAUUUAGAAUUUCAAUUAAAUGCUAUCGACCAAAGUGCAUCGAAGUUAGAGGAAGUUACAGAACAAGUUCGAGCAAUGCAACGAUAAAUAAACCAUAGAAGUAGCAUUCAUUGAGAAUCAUGGAACUGCAAUGUAUAAUAAUUUUGUUAUUUUAUGACUGAAUAGCUAUAAAAAAAAUUUGUUUUCUCUACGAGAAUGCAAAGCAUACAAGUUUUAUUGUUAAAGAAUUAAAUCAUUGUUUGUAAUUUUGAACUAGAUCUGAAAUUAUUAUUUUUAAUAAAAUAAAAUAUACGUACAAAAAACAAAAAUACACGUAUUAACUUUAUUGUUCUCUUUUAUUCACAAGGAAAAUUUGUCCUGCUUUCUUGCAGGUUUAUAAUGUAAGAUCAUAAAAUAUAGAGAUUAGUUAAUAGAAAUUUGAAGACUCAGAAGUUUAAAAAUUAAAAUUUUAAUUCACGCGCCUUUGCCGCCCCGUCGCCUUUUUCUUUUAUAUUUGGACCGUGCGAGACGCGCCCCAAUCGCCAGCGGAUCUUGUUUUGCAAAGUGAAGGGCGAAGGUUAGGUUUAUACUGGCACAUGCAGUGCAGCAGUCGGUGCCUGUAGCGAAUGAAGUGUAAACGUAGAAGCAUUUUUUUGCUUUGUAUAAUUGUAACAUUAGAAGAUAAUUGUUGCUAAGCAAUUAUGAGUUCUGCAAUGAAGAAAAAAUGUUCUUUAAGACGAUGUACUGUGUUUGACUGUAGAUCAGGAACAUACAGUGAUAGACGAGUGAAGACUGAAACGGGCCUUCGACAAACCACAAUAUUUACCCCACCUAUUAAUAAGCCAGAGCUCCUAAAAAAAUGGUCCAAAAUAUUGAACAAAGAAUUGACAGAAAAAGAUAGAGUUUGUGAAUUGCAUUUUGCAGAACAUUAUGUGAUAAAAUCAGAUCACACCAAAUUACCCGAUGGAACAGUAUUUUCGUUACCUAGAAUAAAAUAUCGUUUAACACCAGAUGCGGUUCCUUAUAACCCUAAUAAUCCGACAGAAGUUGAAACAUAUGAACAAGGAAAGGAAAUCCAAAUAGCAGAUGGUGCAGCAGACCAGACAAAGGAUGGCUUUCUAGUGGAUCAUCAAUAUUUUAUUGAUGCAAGGAAGCCAGAUCAAUACGUUUAUUAUAAUAAAGAAGUAGCUGCUUGUUUUAUGAUUCCAAGUAUAAAGGAUGCCUUGGUAAAGAAAAAAGAGGUCUCUGAAACAAGCGAUGCAAAUGAUAAUGAUGAAAUUACUAUUUAUGGUACAGAUGAUACCAUUAAAGAUACAAAUGAUAGUACAAAUAGUAAUAUCAUUGAUGAUACAAAUAGUAAUAUCAUUGAUGAUACAAAUAAUAGUAUGAAUAAUACUAUUGAUGGCACAAAUAAUGGUACAGAUGAUACCAUCGAUGACCCAAAUGAUGAUAGCAAUUUUGAAGUAAUGGAAUUUGAAGAGGUUUUCAAUGUUGAUAAAAUAGAAAAACAAAAGUUGAAAAUACAAGAAGUUAAGGAUUACCUUGUGGAGAAUCCACUACAAAGAACGUGGAGUUGGAUGAAUUACACGAAAAAGGAUAAUGGUAUCACUUUUGCUCAACUCGAUUGCAGAAGUAGAAAAAUUAGAUGUUUUGUAGAAGUACACGAAGAUCUAUCUAUAACGCUUCAUACAGGGGAUGACAAAGUAAGUUUAGAAAUAGAAUUUGAAUUGACAUCAAUACAAAGUAUUUCAAAAAUGUUACAAACGGUUGUAAAAAUGAAAAUAUGUUCUGGAACUGCUCUAGAAAAGGAAAGUCGAAGUGAAGAUUGUACUGGAAUAAUUAUUCCAGAAGAAGAGUACAAGUGUGCGAGAAGCUUAGAUAGAUGUAUAGCUUGUCGAAAAUUAAGGAUUAGAGUGAUGCACUCACGAGAUACCAGAGAUGUGAACGUUAAAUAUUUAAAUUUGAAAAAGCAAUAUGAACAAUUAAGGCGGAAAUCAAGAUACCUAGAAGAAAAAUUGGACAUUAAAACCACAAGAUUAAAAGCUAUAACAGAGAUGAUUAAGUCUGUCAACAAAUAUGGUAAAAAUUAUGAAACAGAGUUAUGAAUAUGCAUAAGUAAAAUGAAAGAGACUGAUGCAUAGUGUAUUUAGUAUUAUAUAAGUUAGUUUGUACUUUUCACUUUCUGACCGUCAUUAUUUUACUGAACAUCUUUAGAUUUUUUGUGAUGAUACAUUUUUUAGUUACUUAGUUAAGAUUUUUACAUAGCAAUUAAUUUUUUGGUUGAAUUUUUAUAAUCUAUAAUUGUAUGUGCCCAAGUCACAAAAAAAUAACAAUUUACUAUUAAUGUAUGUCAUUUCGUUUAAAAUUUUGAAUACUUGUAUUUAAAUGAAAGAUACGUUUGAAUCAAAUAUCAUCAAUGCCUACAGAUUAAAAUUUUUGUAAUGUAAAUAUACAUUUACAAUUUUAUUUUACAAUCAAUAUUCUACGGAAUAUAUCAGAUGAAACUUGAAUGUUUGCAUUUCCUAUACGUCUUCAAUGAACGUUAUGAAAACAGAAGGGAAAUAUAAAAUUUAUAAAGUCAAUGUACUAUACCUGUAUAAUAAUUUAAAUAAUAUUUUUAUAAUUAAACUAAAUAAAGUACUUCUAUUGAAUGCA
Molecule: messenger RNA, 3094 nt
Organism: Nasonia vitripennis (jewel wasp)
Lineage: Eukaryota; Metazoa; Arthropoda; Insecta; Hymenoptera; Pteromalidae
Exons: 9
Coding region: 1141-2544 (467 amino acids)
Source: RefSeq, a predicted model, not a curated record